This is a messenger RNA of Dovyalis caffra, 369 nucleotides long. NCBI's taxonomy places the organism in Eukaryota, Viridiplantae, Streptophyta, Magnoliopsida, Malpighiales, Salicaceae. The record is from the annotation of a GenBank genome assembly.
AUGGCCAAAAGAACAAACCCAUUUAAGCCAUCUGUAAUCAUAGAGAACAGAAAUAUCAAAUUGGACGGAAGAACAAUUUCUGCGGCUAUCAAAUUGCAUUUUUUGGAACCACUAAGUCAAAAUCAACAGAAUCAGGGUCGAAAAAUGUCAUUAAUCCGACAAAUCGUUGAUGGCAUGCUGCUGGACUUCUUUGCAUCGCUACAGCCUACGGCUCAGCUUUUAAUCAGAAAAGCACAACCUAAUUUUACCGGCUGUUUUGCUGUUGCUGUGAUGCUGCUAUUCCUCCAGCAUCAGCAGAGCCUUGGCUCACCACCAUCUCAAGCCACCACUGUGGACCUGGAGAAUCAAGCUGCAUCAAGCAGAGCAUAA